UUUGUCAAUAUCAUGUACAGUGUACUUGGUUCAAACAUUUGAAUUGAGAACGGCAGUUAUUUUUAUUGUACAGUUUCGCUUAUAAAACAACAUAUUAAAUUAAAACAAAACAAGGCUUUCAACAUGAGUGCUUCUCUUCAUAUAGAAAUUGUUCAAGUGAGGCAAAGCCGUGCCUCUAAGGAUUAUAUUAAAGACUUGGUACGUGACUAUUUAAUAAAGUCGAUGCCCAUGCUAACUCCUGGUGCCACAAUAAAUAGUACUGCGUUUGAAGAUAAUCUAGAGCUGAAAGAACACGUGCAGUGCAUUACUUUUUGCGAUGCAGAACACGAAGCAGAUGUAUCUCCGCGUGACGCUGAUCUUGUAUUUCAUGUGUAUAUGCUCGAUCAGUAUGGCGUGGAAACAGACACUAUGACUGAUGAUACCUCGGGUGAAGAAGUGUCUGCUGCUGAUGUAUGGUCGCUACCCGCGGCGGAGUUCCACGGCUUGUGGGAGAGUCUCGUAUACGACACACGGCUCAAGGAGGAUACUCUGCGCUACGUAAAGACAGCGCUCGAGUUAACAGAUCGUGGUGUGAAUCCUCUGGUGGUGGGUUGGAGCCGGGUCGUGCUACUACACGGGCCGCCUGGCACAGGCAAGACCAGUCUCUGCCGCGCAUUAGCUCAAAAAUUGGCAAUCCGUCUUGGCGAACGAUUUUCAAGGGCUCGGCUUUUAGAGAUUAACGCGCAUGGACUUUUUUCGAAAUGGUUCUCAGAAAGUGGAAAACUCGUGGCUAAGCUCUUUGAACGUGUACGUGAGAUCGCGUCUGACCCACGGAUGUUGUGUAUAGUUCUUGUGGAUGAGGUGGAAUCGUUAGCGCACGCUCGGCGCGCGGCCAUGGCCGGUCUCGAGCCUUCAGACGCUCUUCGCGCCGUUAACGCUCUGCUUACUCAGUUGGACCGGUUGCGACGUCUUCCCAACGCUCUCGUGCUCGCCACAUCCAACCUGACGACGGCAGUAGAUGUAGCUUUCGUUGAUCGCGCAGACCUGAAGCGCCGGGUUGGGCCGCCGGCGGCGCGCGCAGCAUACGAGAUUCUACGCGGAUGCUGUGAGGAGCUGAUGGCGCGUGGAGUAGUGGCACCGCGUGACCUGCUUUUUGGGCACCGAGUUUUGCAGGGUUCAGGCUGGGCUGAUUCUCAACACGCGAGGCCAAGUCUUACCCUAUGGGAGGUGGCGCAAGCAGCAUCGCAGGCGUUGUUGUCGGGACGGGCACUGCGGCGGCUGCCAUUCCUGGCCCUGGCAUUGCACGCGCCACAAUCUAGCUGCGAGUCUUUAAACCUACUUGCAUUCCUAAAAGCUAUGACUGCAGCAUUACAACGACACUUGGAAGAUGAAGCAGCUCUAACAGCUGAUGAACCUUUAACCAAGCCAGCUCAAUCUUCUACAGGGACUAUAGUUAAUGGACACUAGAAUUGUGUAGAUUUUUUAAUGUAUAUUUCUGUAAUUUCACAAAAUGAUAAUAAUUGAAGUUGGUGACAGUAACAUAUAAAUUUAAUUGCCUGUUUAUGUUAAUGGCCAAAUUCCUGUAUUUUAAAUGAGGAGUGUCUUUUCAAAAGGGCUUAUUUCCACUUUCAACUUUUUUUUUAACUAUGAAUGUAGUUUUGCUAAAAGUAGAGAAAUACAUAUAUACUUUGAGUUUCAAGUUCUAAUAAGUCUUCUUGUCCUCAAAAAAACUAAUUCAAAAAUCAAAGUCCGGAUCAAAAGGCCUUAUUUCUCUCUUAUAAUAUGAGAAACAAAUAGGCCUUUUAAUAAGUGUGUAUUAUAUAUUAUUUUUUAUCUACAUUGAAUCAGAACUUUUUGUAGGACUCUAAAAUUUGAAGCUGGCUAUAAAAAAACCAGAUAAAGAAAAAAACAAAUGCAUUGGAUACCUUUUGUCAAUGUCGUUGGAAUAAUUUCCCGAUAGUGAAUAAUUAAUUUUAUUAUGGCACCUAAGGUUUAUUUCUCACAAGGCCGCAACAAAAUGGCUUAAUUCCAAAAGUUCGCAUCAAAAGGACUUAACUCUGAAAAAGAUAUGUUAAUUAACAUAAUUAAGUAGGUAGAUGAAGCUAUGUAUGUAGUGCCAUAACAUUUAUAGCAAAUUAAUUUAAUAUAAUAUCGAGAAAAAAGCAAUUUUUUCGAAAUGGAAACCGUGGAUUUAUGUUUUUCCCAAUUUCCCAAAAAAAGUUCAAAGUGGAAAUAAGCCCUUUUGAAAAGACACUCCUCAAAUGUGUUAUUCUCUUUACAGAUUUAAUUCCAGUGCCUUAUUACAGGAUUUAGUUAGUUUUUAGAUUGUAAGAAUAAAUGUGAAUUUUUCUCUUUUAAACUGUGAUAAUUUCCACAAUUCCUUAUGUGGAUGUUAUUUAAGAAUUAAAUAAGUAAUGAAUUUUA
Molecule: messenger RNA, 2403 nt
Organism: Cydia pomonella (codling moth)
Lineage: Eukaryota; Metazoa; Arthropoda; Insecta; Lepidoptera; Tortricidae
Gene: pch2
Product: pachytene checkpoint protein 2 homolog
Exons: 1
Coding region: 124-1446 (440 amino acids)
Biological process (GO): reciprocal meiotic recombination; meiotic recombination checkpoint signaling
Cellular component (GO): chromosome; nucleus
Molecular function (GO): ATP binding; ATP hydrolysis activity
Source: RefSeq, a predicted model, not a curated record